AUGGAUCCGGCGCUGCUCUUCGUGCUGGGGUUGCUGGCCCAGGGCCUGGGCCUGUCGUGGGGGACGCCUGGACCGGGCGGACCCAGCACCCUGUACCCCUGGCGCCGCGCACCCGCGCACGGCCGCGCGCGCAGGGCCUGGGUCAUCCCACCCAUCAGCGUCUCGGAGAACCACAAGCGCCUGCCCUACCCCCUGGUGCAGAUCAAGUCGGACAAGCAGCCCCUGGGCGGCGUCAUCUACAGCAUCCAGGGGCCCGGCGUGGACGAGGAGCCGCGCGGCGUGUUCUCCAUCGACAAGUUCUCGGGGCGGGUCUUCCUGAACGCUGUGCUAGACCGGGAACUGACGGACCGCUUCAGGCUCCGGGCCUUCGCUCUGGACCUGGGGGGCUCCGCCCUGGAAGACCCCACGGACCUGGAGAUCGUGGUUGUGGAUCAGAAUGACAACCGGCCAGUCUUCCGCCAGCAGGUGUUCACAGGACGCGUGCUGGAGGGCGCCGUGCCCGGCACCUACGUGACCAGGGCUGAGGCCACGGAUGCCGACGACCCCGAGACAGACAACGCAGCGCUUCGUUACUCCAUCCUGGAGCAGGGGGCGGCUGCGCUCUUCAGCAUCGAUGGAGUCUCAGGGGAGAUCCGCACUGUGCAAGUGGGCCUGGACCGCGAGGGGGUCGCCGUGUACAACCUGACCCUUCAGGUGGCAGACAUGUCUGGGGACGGCCUCACGGCCACCGCCUCAGCCAUCAUAACCCUCGAGGACAUCAACGACAACGCUCCCAGCUUCACCCGGGAUGAGUUCUCCAUGCAGGCCACUGAGGCCGUGAGCGGUGUGGACUUGGGGCGGCUGGAGGUGGAGGACAAGGACCUGCCUGGCUCCCCCAACUGGGCCGCCACAUUCACCAUCCUGGAGGGGGACCCAGAUGGGCAGUUCAGCAUCCGCACGGACCCCAAAACCAAUGAGGGCGUGCUGUCUGUGGUGAAGCCCCUGGACUAUGAGAGCUGCGAGCACCACCACCUCAAAAUUGGGGUGCAGAACGAGGUCCCCCUGCAGGCAGCCACGCCCAGGGCUGAACGGGGCGAGGCCAGGGUGAGCGUGCGUGUGCAGGAUGUGAACGAGCCUCCGGUGUUCCAAGAAAACCCGCUGCGGACCAGCCUGGCCGAGGGGGCAGCCCCAGGGACGCCCGUGACCAUCUUCUCUGCCCAAGACCCUGAUACACACCAGCUGCAGAGGCUCCGCUACACCAAAGACUAUGACCCCGAGGACUGGCUGCAGGUGGACGGGGCCACCGGCCGUAUCCAGACGCAGAGAGAGCUCAGCCCACACUCGCCCUUCCUGCAGGGCGGGUGGUACAGAGCUAUCAUCCUGGUGGAGGACGAUGCUUCUCCUCCCAGUACAGCCACGGGGACCCUAUCCAUCGAGAUUCUGGAGGUCAAUGACCAUGCCCCUGAGCUGGCCCCCGCAGGAGGGAGUCUGUGCAGCACCCCUGACCUGGGCUCUGGCCUCCUCCUGGGGGCCGUGGACGAGGACAUGCCUCCCCAUGGGGCCCCCUUCCACUUCCAGCUGAAUCCCAGGGUGCCAGGGCUGGCCCAGAACUGGACCCUUCGCCAGAUCAAUAUGAGCCACGCCCGCCUGCAGCUCCGGCACCGGGUCCAGGAGGGGCUGCACCCGCUCAGCCUGCUGCUCCGGGACUCGGGACAGCCCCCGCUGCAGCGCGAGCAGAGCCUGAACGUGAGCGUGUGUCGCUGUGGCCAGGACGGCACCUGCCUGCCCGGGGCCGCGGCGCUGCGAGCCGGCGCUGCGGGGGUCAGCGUGGCCGCCCUGGUGGCGGUGCUGGCCAGUCUCGUCCUGCUGCUCCUGCUCGCCCUGCUCGCCGCCCUUCUGGUGCGCGCCCGGCAGCGCUCGUGGGAGAAGGUGCCCCCGAGUGGGCCGAGGGACGACCUUCGCGACAACAUCCUCAACUACGAUGAGCAGGGAGGCGGGGAGGAGGACCAGGACGCCUACGACAUGGACCAGCUGCGCCACCCGGCCGGACUCCCGGCCCCGUGCGCGCGGCUAGGGCGGGCGCCGCUGCGCAGGGAUGCGCCCUUGGGCCGCGGGGGUCCCCAGUCCGCCCGCGCGCUGCCCUCGGACCCCGGGGACAUCGAGGAGUUCAUCAGCGAUGGCCUGCAAGCGGCCGACGCCGACCCCAGCGUGCCCCCCUACGACACGGCGCUCAUCUACGACUACGAGGGCGACGGCUCGGUGGCCGGCACACUGAGCUCGCUCCUGUCCAGCCUGGGGGACGAGGACCAGGACUACAGCUGCCUGCGGGACUGGGGGCCCCGCUUCGCGCGCCUGGCCGAUCUGUACGGCCCCCUGUGAG
This is a messenger RNA of Sorex fumeus (smoky shrew), 2359 nucleotides long. It is a transcript of the gene CDH15, whose product is annotated as cadherin 15. Gene Ontology annotation, biological process: adherens junction organization; cell morphogenesis; cell-cell junction assembly. Gene Ontology annotation, cellular component: plasma membrane; catenin complex; adherens junction. NCBI's taxonomy places the organism in Eukaryota, Metazoa, Chordata, Mammalia, Eulipotyphla, Soricidae. Gene Ontology annotation, molecular function: cadherin binding; calcium ion binding. The record is from RefSeq and is a predicted model, not a curated record. The transcript is spliced from 14 exons. Bases 1 to 2358 code for a protein of 785 amino acids.